Melanaphis sacchari is the source of this 1527-nucleotide messenger RNA. RefSeq names its product general transcription factor II-I repeat domain-containing protein 2-like. NCBI's taxonomy places the organism in Eukaryota, Metazoa, Arthropoda, Insecta, Hemiptera, Aphididae. Bases 1 to 1527 code for a protein of 508 amino acids. The transcript has a single exon. The record is from RefSeq and is a predicted model, not a curated record.
AUGUACCCAGCUGGAAAUGAAAGAAAAACAGCAGUGGCCGAGUUGAUUCGUAAAUCUCAACAAUCGACAUCUAAAUUUAAUAACUGGUUGCAGUCGGCGUCUAAUUUGACUGCAGCUAGUUUUGUUGUAUCUCUCGAAAUCAUGAAAUCUGGAAAACCGUUCACUGAUGGAGAAUAUAUUAAAAAAUGUUUUAUUGGUAUGUCAGAACAUCUCUUUUCUGAAUUUAAAAAUAAAACAGAAAUAAUCAAUAAAAUAAAGGAUAUUCCGUUGUCGGCAACUACUGUUCGUAAUAGAGCUGUUAGAAUGGCUGAAAAUGUCACAGAACAACAGUUUUCCGAUCUGAAGUCAUCACCUGUAUUUUCCUUAGCUUGUGAUGAAUCAGGUGACGUUAAAAACAUCGCUCAACUCACUUUAAUGGGACGGUAUGUUUCGUCUACUGGUGUUCAUGAAGAAUUACUGGGUUUACUACCGCUCAAAGGACAAACUCGAGGAGAGGACAUUUGCACUGCAAUUACAGAAUUUUGUAAAGAGAAAAAAAUCAAUUUAGAUAAGCUGAUAUCUCUUUGCACUGAUGGAUCACCAAAUAUGGUCGGUAAAUAUAAAAGAUUUGUUACUCUAUUUGGCCAAAAUGUGAAACAUGAACUACUAUCUUUUCAUUGUAUUGUUCAUCAAGAAGCUUUAUGUGCUCAAACAUUUCCAGUUGAAAUUAACCAAGUCAUGGCACUAGUAGUGAAAAUUAUUAACAAAAUCAUAGCUUCAGCUCUGAACCAUAGACAGUUUCGUGCAUUACUUGAUGAAGUUAAUGCCCGAUACAAGGAUCUUCUAAUGUUCAAUAAUGUACGUUGGUUAUCGAGAGGGGCUGUUUUAAAGCGCUUUACAGAUUGUUUCGAACCCAUAAAAGAUUUUUUAACGAAUAAAGGCAUCAAUUACCCCGAAUUGUGCGAUGAUAUGUGGCUACUAAAAUUGUAUUUUGCUGUAGAUUUGACUUCAUCUCAAAAUCACUUAAAUAAAAAGCUUCAAGAUAAGGGAAAUACAGCACAUACACUUCUGGAAACUGCUCUUUCUUUCGAACAACAACUUAAGCUUUUUUCUGAAGAUAUUGACAGCGGAAAUUUUGAUCAUUUUGAAUCUUUGAAAGAGUACACGGACAGCUCAGGUUGUAUUAUUGAUUUGGAGUAUUUUAAAUCGGCCAUUCAAUCCAUGAAAAAUUCGUUUAGUAGACGUUUUGAAGAUUUUCGAAAAUAUAAAUCUACGUUGAAGUUCUUGACAUUACCACUCAUAGCGGAGACUGGACAAAUUAAUUUUCCAUCGUUGCCAUCUGUCAACAACAGACUACUUGCAUUGCAAUUAAUAGAACUAAAAACCAAAGAUCUUUGGUCUACAAAAUUUGAGAAUUUGAAAACGGAUAUUGAAAAUCUGGAAAGGGAAAAAGGAUUUUUAGCUGCGAACCAUAAAUGGACGGAACUCGCUAAGUGUCAAAAAGAAGAGCAAGUAUCUUGGCUACUUUCAACUAUUGUCGAGUCUUGA